GCGGCUGCGCGUUCCCGACGCUCCGUCCCGGGGAGCGCACCCUGCUGACCGUGGACGCGCGCGCCGCCGGGCCCGGCAAGGUCACGUGCUCCGUGCUCAGCCCCGACGGCGCCGAGGUGGACGUGGACGUGGCCGAGAACCCCGACGGCACCUUCCACGUGUCGUACACCGCGCCAGAGCCCGGCUGCUACGGCCUCACCGUCAGAUUCGGGGGGCAGCACGUCCCCAACUCGCCCUUCCGCAUCGUGGCGACAUCGGAGCCCCCGACGCCCACUGAGAGCCUCCGGCCCUUCAGCCUCGAUCUGCCCUGCGCCCCCCUCAAGGGAGACAUCACCGGUAGGGGGCGCUGUGGGUCCAUCUAUGGGGCGCUGUGGGGCAACGUGUGGGGUGAUGCGGGGCAAUGUGUGGGGUGCUAUGGGGCAACGUGUGGGGCGCUGUGGGUCCAUCUAUGGGUGCUCUGGGUCCAUCUAUGGGGCGCUGUGGGUCCAUCUAUGGGUGCUCUGGGUCCAUCUAUGGGUGCUAUGGGUCCAUCUAUGGGGCGCUAUGGGUCCAUCUAUGGGGCGCUAUGGGUCCAUCUAUGGGUGCUAUGGGUCCAUCUAUGGGUACUAUGGGUCCAUCUAUGGGGCGCUAUGGGUCCCUAUGUGGGGCGCUGUGGGUCCAUCUAUGGGUGCUAUGGGUCCAUCUAUGGGGCGCUGUGGGUCCAUCUAUGGGUGCUAUGGGUCCAUCUAUGGGUGCUAUGGGUCCAUCUAUGGGGCGCUAUGGGUCCAUCUAUGGGGCGCUGUGGGUCCAUCUAUGGGUGCUAUGGGUCCAUCUAUGGGUGCUAUGGGUCCAUCUAUGGGGCGCUAUGGGUCCAUCUAUGGGGCGCUAUGGGUCCAUCUAUGGGUGCUAUGGGUCCAUCUAUGGGUACUAUGGGUCCAUCUAUGGGGCGCUAUGGGUCCCUAU
Lagopus leucura (white-tailed ptarmigan) is the source of this 942-nucleotide messenger RNA. RefSeq lists its product as uncharacterized. NCBI's taxonomy places the organism in Eukaryota, Metazoa, Chordata, Aves, Galliformes, Phasianidae. Gene Ontology annotation, molecular function: protein binding. The transcript has 2 exons. The annotation marks the transcript as partial. The record is from RefSeq and is a predicted model, not a curated record.